AUGCGCCACGUGCUGCGCUGUCCGGACAUCCCCGAGGAGGUGGUCACCCGGCUGACCAGCGGGAUGCGGCAGCAGAGGCAGUACCCCGCGCCGCAGUACACCGUCUCGGGGAUGGAGGCGGGAAUGGCCAGCCAGGCGGAGCCGAGUGGAAGUGAGCAGGGGUCGGAGACGAAUGCGGCGCCGUUGACGUCGACGAUAACGCCGACCGAGAGGCGCCCGGUGCUGGGCAAGCGGCCGCGCGCUCCUGCCUCUGCCUCUGCUCCUGUCCCCGCCCCCGUCGCCAUUGAUGCUGGCGGCAACUACCGCCUGGAGCAGGUGUUGACGUCCAUCCGAGACGUGUUGGAGCAGACGCUGGAGUACAAGCAGCAGGAGCUGCAGCUCAGGAGAGAGGAGCUCGAGUUCCAGCGGGAGGCGCUGGACACCAAGAUGGAGGACAGACGCCAGGCCAGGGAGGAGGAGAGGAGGGACAGACGCGAGCAGCGCGAGGCGGACAGACAAGAGAAGCUGGAGCUCGCCCGCAUCGAGAACGAGAAGAACCUGGCCUUCCUCAAGGCGGUGAUGGAGUCAUCGCAACAGGCGCGGCGCUCAGGAUGA
This is a messenger RNA of Phytophthora sojae, 594 nucleotides long. RefSeq lists its product as hypothetical. NCBI's taxonomy places the organism in Eukaryota, Oomycota, Peronosporomycetes, Peronosporales, Peronosporaceae. The coding region runs from base 1 to 594 and encodes 197 amino acids. The transcript has a single exon. The record is from RefSeq and is a predicted model, not a curated record.